Molecule: messenger RNA, 1814 nt
Organism: Ostrinia furnacalis (Asian corn borer)
Lineage: Eukaryota; Metazoa; Arthropoda; Insecta; Lepidoptera; Crambidae
Product: stearoyl-CoA desaturase 5-like
Exons: 6
Coding region: 48-1124 (358 amino acids)
Biological process (GO): unsaturated fatty acid biosynthetic process
Cellular component (GO): endoplasmic reticulum membrane
Molecular function (GO): iron ion binding; stearoyl-CoA 9-desaturase activity
Source: RefSeq, a predicted model, not a curated record
GGUAUUCAACGUAAAAUACGGUGAUCAUCCGCCAAGUUAAAAACAAAAUGAAAAACGGCACCAUGAAUAAACCAUCUGAAGUGGAAGUCAAGCCUUCUUUGGAACGUGAAUUUACCUCUAAGGAAAUAGACCAAGAGACCCAAACCAAGAUUAGUGUCUACGAUCAACUAAGGCCUAAAAACGAGGGCCCGUUCAUGUCAGCUGUGAGAGAAUUGGAAAAGAAGGCUGGCUUCGAGACUCCAAUAGUGUACUUCAACAUACUAGUGCUAGUAAUGUUCCAUGUCCUAAUACUAGUGUCAGCGUAUCUCAUAUUUAUCGACCGUCGAUAUUAUCCGAAACGGCAGACUUUUAUUUUUUUGUUCUCAUUAACGUUGCUGACUACCUUUGGGGUGACGGCCGGCGCUCACCGUCUCUGGAGCCACCGCGCGUACAAAGCGAAGAUUCCUUUACAAAUCAUGCUACUUAUAGGUUUCUUAACCGCUGGAAUGAACGACCUGUACAACUGGGUGCGCGACCACCGCGUGCACCACAAGUUCUCCGAGACGUCUGCCGACCCCCAUAACGCCACCAGAGGUUUCUUCUUCUCCCACGUCGGCUGGAUGAUGACGAAGCAGCACCCUGAUGUCCUCCGCGAAGCUGUUAAAGUAGACAUGAGUGACAUUGAAGGCAACCCCCUAAUCCGGUUUCAUGUAAGGCACUUCAAGAUACUGAAACUUUUGUUUGCCCUCGUCUUACCGGUCCUGAUCCCGGUUGUGUUUUGGGACGAACGCAUAUCCGUGGCGUUCCUUGCGCUGGUCCUUAAGCAUGCGUACAUCCUUCACACCAUGUGGUCUGUCAACAGCUUUGCUCAUCUGUACGGAAAUCGGCCCUAUAACAGCAAAAUAAAUCCUCGCGAAAACUGGGUGUUAUCCGUAUUUUCCAUUGGCGAAGGCUGGCACAACUACCACCACACGUUCCCGUGGGACUACAAGGCGGCCGAGCUGGCCUUCCCUUUCAACGGAACCACGAAUCUGCUGGAUUUGUUCGCCAAAGUUGGCUGGGCCUACGAUAGGAAGAUGGCGUCACCAGCCCUGAUAAAAAACGUUGCGGAGUCCAAAGGAGACUCGCCUUACAAUGAGAUAUGAAGGAAUGAGGGAAGGUGAAGGAAGGAUCCUUGUCAACAGAUAAAUGUUCAUCAUUCAUCAUCAUUUCAGCCACAGGACGUCCACUGCUGAACAUAGGCCUCCCCCAAUGCUUUCCAUGUUGAUCGAUUGGUAGCGGCCUGCGUCCAACCAUCCAUUGCCGAUACUCGCCAACCCGCCUGCCAAGCGUGGCGAGUAUCGGCAAUGAUCCCCCCAAUGAGGAACACAACAGAUAAAUGUUAUUUAGUUUUAAUUAUUUGAAGUUAUCAAUAGUACAUACCUACAUAAUAAAUUCAUGUUUAUCUAUUUGCAAUCCGAACAAAAUCUGAUGACUUCUCAUCAAAUAUAUUUUUUUGAUUAAUUUUAAUUAAAGAAUGAGAAAUAACUUUAUUGACACAGUAUUAUCAAUAUUUAACAGUUGCAGAACAAAGCCAAUGAUCUGUUUUCUUUGUUUAUAAAAAUGUUAUCGUUGGUUUAAUUUUAUUGUUAAUAUUACGUUGUUAUAUUGUGAUUGUUAAUAAUACGUUGUUAUAUUGUUAUUGUUCAUAUUAAGUUGUUAUAUUGUUAUUGUUAAUAUUACGUUGUUAUAUUGCUAUUGUUACCGUUUUUAUUCUUAAAUUGUUGUUGAUAAUGUUGUUAUUAUAGAUGGCGUUGGUUGGUUAUUUAAGAAACGUGGUUAAUGCUAAUAUUCUU